AUGUACCAGCACUUCCUUUUUCUUUUCUUCCUCUCCUUCAAUCCCCAUAAAUGCCAAGGUCAAAUCCUGGGUGAAGAUCCGUAUGAAAUACCCAAAGACUACCAGGAGGUCUACAGAGGGACAAAAAAUGAUGUCAAAGAGAUCCCAAAGAUUGCAAAGCCCUUUGUUUCUGAGAUGAUCUUUGUGCAAACCAGCAUCACUGCUAUAAGGAAAGGUGCCUUCAGGUACAUGCCCAACCUGAUCAAGAUUUUGUUCAUUGGCAACAAGAUCAAGACUGUGGAACCUGGAGCCUUUGAUAAUUUGGACAAGUUGAGGGACUUGGACAUCUCUGGUGCCUCAUUAGAAAAACUGUCUGUGGGCACUUUCCAAAACCUCCCAAGUCUGCAGAGGCUGGAGCUGAGAGACAGCCAGCUCAGAUCCAUCCCCAAAGGCCUGUUUGAUGGGCUGGGAAGUUUGGGAGAGCUCUCCCUGCACAUCAACGCAAUCCCUUCUCUUCCAGAAGGCAUUUUUGAUUCUCUUGUCAAUCUAACUUUUUUGGACCUGUCUAGAAACAGGAUCACAACUCUUCCUGUGAAUGCCUUUAGCAAACUCACCCAGCUGCAAGUCCUCCGGCUGUAUGAGAAUGAGUUGCAGGACCUCCCAGAGGGACUGCUAGACAGUCAGCUGGAGCUGCAGGAGCUCAGCCUCCAGAGCAACAGGCUCAGGGCACUGCCACCCAUGCUUCUGAGGAACCUGCCUCACCUGGAGAAGCUCCUCUUGGACAACAACCUUCUCAGGGCUCUCCCACCUCAGGGCUUUUUUGGUUUAAACAAACUGAAGUUGCUGACUCUGGGCUCCAACCAUAUUGUGGAGCUCCCCUGCUGCCUUUUUGACACCAUGCCACACUUGCGGGAGCUGGAUCUGGGCAGGAACAGUUUGGCCACCCUUCCAGAUGGCAUCUUUGUCAACCUCACAUCCCUUGGCAAACUCAUCUUGUCCCACAACCACCUAUCAGCCCUGCCAAGAGGAGUCUUCACUGGGCUCAGCAAGCUCUUGGACCUCCAGCUGGACACAAAUCAGCUCUCUGCUCUGGAUGAAGAGGUCUUUGCUUCUCUCCCAAAUCUGAAAACCCUCAACCUUCGAAAGAACCAGCUGGAGAGUGUUCCCCAAGGGCUCCUAAACCCUCUGAAGAAGCUCAGCUCAGUGUAUCUUAGUGGUAACCCAUGGAGAUGUGACUGCAACCUCUGCUACCUGCACCGCUGGAUGCAGGGCAACAGGGAGAAGGUCAAAUUGUCCACCCAAGUCACCUGCAAGAGCCCACCCCACCUGGCAGGGCAAGCAGUAACACUGCUGAGGGAUGAACACCUGAUUUGCCCCGGAACUCUGCCAUUUAACUCCACCCCAUCUCAAAGGACAACAUUCCUGUCACGUGGAGCCACAGCAGCACCAACCAUGCUGUUGUUGGCAUCCUUUCCCAUCAGGACACUGCCAACCACUCUUUCACCUGUGGUCACCUCUGCUGUGUUGCCAAUGGAGGCUGCCUUCACCACUCCAACCACUCCAUCACCAACCUUUGUCACCAUCCCACCCCCAGCUGUGCUGCAGAAGGCCUUCAGUGCCAGCCCAUCAACAAACAACAAGCCCAAGGCCUCCAUCACCACACCAUCAACAGCCACUGUGCUACCAGAGAACUCCAUCACCACACCAUCAACAACCACUGUGCUACCAGAGAACUCCAUCACCACACCAUCAACAACCACUGUGCUACCAGAGAACUCCAUCACCACACCAUCAACAACCACUGUGCUACCAGAGAACUCCAUCACCACACCAUCAACAACCACUGUGCUACCAGACAACUCCAUCACCACACCAUCAACAACCACUGUGCUACCAGAGAACUCCAUCACCACACCAUCAACAACCACUGUGCUACCAGACAACUCCAUCACCACACCAUCAACAACCACUGUGCUACCAGAGAACUCCAUCACCACACCAUCAACAACCACUGUGCUACCAGAGAACUCCAUCACCACACCAUCAACAGCCACUGUGCUACCAGAGAACUCCAUCACCACACCAUCAACAGCCACUGUGCUGCCAAAGGUCUCCAUCACCACACCAUCAACAAUCAGUGUGCCCAGGUCCUUCAUCACCACACCAUCACCAACUGUGCUACCAAAAGCCUUCAUCAGCACUUCAUCACCAGCUGUGCUGCCAGAGACCACCAUUACAACAUCAUCACCAACAGUGCUGCCAAAGGCCUCCACUGCCACACCAUCAUCAUCAGCUGAGGUGCCCAAGGCUUCCAUCACCACCCCAUCACCAGCUGUUUCAACUUCAGCCAUCGUAAGGCUGCAGUCUCCUGGGGCCCCCCACCCAGAACCUGUGCCACCCGCUCUAGCUUCUGCCACCACACUGGUGCCAACAGAGCCACUGGCAGCCACCACCAGACAAGAGCCUCCUGCUCUCUCAGUGCCCAGCGAGAGGCCAGCCACCAUCCCACAGGGAACACCCAUAACCCCUCCUGUCUCAGCUUCCUCCGUGGCUCUCCAGCCAUUCCCCAGGACUGCUGCUCUGGGCACAGUCCCGCUGGCCUCACAUUCACCAUCACAUGCUCCUGCACCAGGCAGGGAAUGGGGCUAUUCCACCAUGUGUGACUUGUCCACAGCUGGUGCCCAGCCCACCCCCACUGCCCCGGCAGGCACCGUCCCGCUCCCAGCGCCAUCAGACAGCACAAGCCCCUGUCCAGCCUCCCUGCCCCUGGCCCCCAGCAGUCAUCGUGCCUGGGGCUUGUCCCUGUGGACCAGCCCAUGGCAGUGCCAGGUGUCCCUGGCCUUGGGGCUGGCCGUGCUGGCACUGCAGGCAGCCUGCACACUGCUGGGAGGGGUGGUCGCCCUCCUUCUUCACCAGGACACCCGCCACCACCCCGGACCACCUGUGAGGCUGCUGAGCCUUCGGGCCCUGGCUGCUCCAAGGACCCCUGAGCCAGCUGUGGCACCACCUUGAGCUUGGCCGCCCCUGUAUGACUCCUUUGGGCUCUGCAGCCGUGCUGGGUUCGCUGUCCCUGGGAUGGGGGUCCCGGCACGCAGGCGAUCCCAGUGAAGGGGGUCCCAGCAGCCAGGCUGUUUUGGGAUGGCUCCCGGCGAUGCUGGGAGCCUG
This is a messenger RNA of Catharus ustulatus (Swainson's thrush), 3144 nucleotides long. Its product is annotated as proline-rich protein 36-like. The transcript has a single exon. NCBI's taxonomy places the organism in Eukaryota, Metazoa, Chordata, Aves, Passeriformes, Turdidae. The coding region runs from base 1 to 2991 and encodes 996 amino acids. Gene Ontology annotation, molecular function: protein binding. The record is from RefSeq and is a predicted model, not a curated record.